Molecule: messenger RNA, 2171 nt
Organism: Cheilinus undulatus (humphead wrasse)
Lineage: Eukaryota; Metazoa; Chordata; Actinopteri; Labriformes; Labridae
Gene: bcl10
Product: BCL10 immune signaling adaptor
Exons: 3
Coding region: 278-1024 (248 amino acids)
Biological process (GO): canonical NF-kappaB signal transduction; positive regulation of extrinsic apoptotic signaling pathway; adaptive immune response
Cellular component (GO): CBM complex; cytosol
Molecular function (GO): protein kinase B binding; transcription coactivator activity; NF-kappaB binding
Source: RefSeq, a predicted model, not a curated record
GUGUGACGGUGGAGGCUACUUCUUCUUCUCGGGUUGAAGUGUCAACGUAAACUUCGACAGAAGCAGGAAGUCCGGGGAUUUUUUGAGACAGAAACCUGAAUGGACAGAAGAUAUGCAGCCUUUGAACGAAAAUAAAUAAGGGUUAAUGUCUAUGCCGAUAAACGCUUGCAGCUACUGCAUUUAUGUAGUUUGUUCUAUUAAAAGGGUAUUAUAACUAAGCUCAGCCGUCAUUUAUCACCCGGAACACCUGGAUUUUCACUUUUCACGAGAGAGAGGGAUGGAUGUUCCUUAUCUCACUGAAGAUGAAAUGGCAGAGAUUAAAAAAGACGUGCUGACUAAGCUCCGGCACUAUCUCUGUGAUAAGAUCAGAGCCGAACGCCACCUUGACUACCUGCGUGCAUGCAGGAUCCUGACACGAGAUGAUGCAGAGGAAAUCAGCUGCAGGACCACACAGAGCAAGAGGACAGCCAAAUUGUUGGACAUACUGGAAGAAAACCCACGAGGUUUGGAUGCCUUGACCGACUCCAUUAGGGAGAUGCGUACACAAAACUUCAUCAUAGCCAAAAUCACAGAUGAAGUCCAAAUAGCCAAAAACGAGAAGAUCGAGUCGCUCAGAGCAGCUUGUAGUUCAUCAUCUGACUGCAGCCUCAGUAACCCGGGCAGCACCAGCGACCUCCCCACGUCGUUUUCAAACAACUCUACCAUGCUCUUCCACCCAGACGGAGAGCGAAGCUGUGCCACUUCAGAUGUGGGAGCCUCUCUCAAUCUGCCAUCAUUACAGAGAAGCUGCGACAUGUCUCCUGGAACCUGUGCUAGCAUCGCCGUACCUUCCUCAACCACUUCCUCCUCUAGCCUCCCAAAACCUGGAGACCCUGGAGCUCCUCCGCUACCGGAUGACAUGAUGGUCGAAUCCCCCAGCAUCGAUCCAGGAGCAGCAGGGUGCACCAGCACAGGAGGGGACCCUAACUUCCAACCCCUGCGAUCACGCUCGCUCACGCCAACGUCACACAGGAGUAUCUUUUAAUUCCAUAUCUCAUAAGACAGUUAUUAUGCAGUUACAGAGUCAAACAGGCAUUAUCCUCUCUACAGUUUCUCUGUCAUUGUUUCUCAUUGUGUUUGAAAGAAGUUAAAAAAAGGUGGGCUACAUACUGUGUUCAACUGUUAGACCGGGAAAAAAUAAUUGAUUAUUUGGGAAAUUUGAUUGAGAAUUAGUUCUAUGAUUUUGUUAUUGAAUUAGUCAUUUCAGUCACUUGUUAAGCAAGAAAAUGUCAAAAAUUUGUUUGUUACAGUAUCCUAAAUGUGAGGAGUUGCUGCUUUACUUUGUCACAGGAUAGUACGUUUUUGUGUGUUUUGUUUUUUACAAAAUUAGACACGUAAAAAGGGAAAUUUUCCACUCUUUUGACAUGUUACAGACCAAAGUUAUAACACAUAAAAAAAUUCAGUCAUAUAUAAAAAUUACCAUUCGUACAACUUAAAAAAGGAACUCUACAAUUUGUAUGCAAAGAAAAUAAUGUUUUAUUGUUAAGAAUCUAUUAAUCCUUAUUCUUUUUCAACAAAAGAAGCCAGACUUCACCAAUGUUAAAUCUUUGCAGUAAACAUUUAUGUAAUGCAGAUGGGUAAAAUUAGGAUUUAAAAGGGAACCUAUCUGAUUCAUAAUAAGCAAAGAAGAGUGCGUAAUUUAGCCAGCAUCUACAGUAAGGCCAGCUUUGGGUACCUCAUGUUACUUAUUCUUUAACACUUAACUGUGCUGAAUCUCUAGAAGUAUUGAGGUUUUAUUUAAUGGUACAUAUGUGAAUCAUCUACUCUCACCUUUUCUACUGCUGUUCUUUUAUAGAGUGAUUUCUCAAUUAACUGUUUGGUGAAAACAUGGCAGCAGUUCAGGUGCUGUAACAAAUCUUAUACACUGGAGUUUCUAUGUGACUUUCUAAUGUGUAUUAGAUGCUGCCUUUGUUUGUCUGAGUGAUGUACCUUGAUGUGAUGAUUUUAGGUUCAUAUCUUUGCAGCUUAAAUCCAGCUAGAAGUUGCUGUGACAUUUUCAUCACUACAGAAGUCAAUAAGAUGAGAAAACAUAUUGUGUAAUACAAACUAUGUAUUGACCAGUGUAUACUACUACAUAGUAUGAGUGGUCGUGUAUAAUCUGUUGCACAUUAAAGGUUUCUUUAAGAACUAAA